Molecule: messenger RNA, 3173 nt
Organism: Cynara cardunculus var. scolymus (artichoke)
Lineage: Eukaryota; Viridiplantae; Streptophyta; Magnoliopsida; Asterales; Asteraceae
Product: pentatricopeptide repeat-containing protein At1g73710
Exons: 1
Coding region: 19-3018 (999 amino acids)
Molecular function (GO): protein binding
Source: RefSeq, a predicted model, not a curated record
CGGAAAAAGGCCGCCAUAAUGCUUCAAAUUUGCAGUUACAGAGAAGUAAGCCGUGAGAAUAUGCGCAGCCCACAAAAUUUACAAGCCGUUUCUUCGCCACGUAAGCUUCAAAUUCUUCACCCUUCGUUCAAUUUGAUUGCUGUUCAAGGGUUUUAUGUAAAACCAGAUAAAAUUCCCAAUAGGGUUUAUGUGGGUUUUAACUUCAAGCUUCAAGUUCGUUCGGAAACAGAUUAUUUACCCACACGAACUAUCAGAAAUAGUGUAAGUAAUUAUAGUUCUAACAAUAAGAAGAAUAAGAAGAGAUAUGGAGGCCUAUUGCCUUCUAUUUUAAAGUCUUUGGAUUCGGAAGACGAUGUUGAUAAAACCCUGAAUUUGUAUUACGGGAAGUUGAAUCCUAAAGAACAGACUGUGAUUCUCAAAGAGCAGAGAAAUUGGGAAAGGGUUAUUAGAGUUUUUGAGUGGAUGAAAUCACAGCCGGAGUAUUUGCCCAAUGUGAUUCACUACAACGUUGUUCUUCGUGUGUUGGGUCGUGCCAGAAAAUGGGAUGAGUUGCGACUUUGUUGGAUUGAGAUGGCGAAGAAGGGUGUUUUGCCAACUAAUAAUACAUAUGGAAUGCUUGUUGAUGUUUAUGGGAAAGCAGGUCUUGUGAAAGAAGCCCUUUUGUGGAUCAAACACAUGAAGCUUAGGGGUAUUUUCCCUGAUGAAGUCACCAUGAAUACAGUGGUUCGUGUGUUGAAAGAUGGGGGAGAGUAUGAUAGGGCAGAUCGAUUUUACAACGAUUGGUGUAUUGGGAAAGUUGAAUUGGAUGAUUUGGAGUUGGAUUCUAUGGCAGAUUCAGUGUCUGGCUCAGGUUUGGAGCCCAUUAGUUUGACAGGAUACUUGCUGACUGAACUUUUUAGGACUGGCGGGAGAGAUCAUACAAAGAGUAUGGUUCGAUCUGAUAAAGAAAAUUCUGUUCAAAAACCCCGGCUUACAGCUACUUACAACACUUUGAUUGAUUUGUAUGGAAAAGCCGGUCGAUUGAAAGAUGCAGCUGAUGUGUUUGCCGAAAUGUUGAAAUCUGGAAUUGCUAUGGAUACUAUUACUUUCAACACGAUGAUCUUUACUUGUGGGAGUCAUGGAAAUUUAUCGGAGGCAGAGUCUUUGUUGAGUAAGAUGGAAGAAAGGAGAAUAUCUCCAGAUACGAAAACUUACAACAUCUUUCUGUCGCUCUAUGCUGACGUUGGGAAUAUAGAUGGGGCUCUUCAGUGCUACAGGAAGAUCCGGGAGGUGGGCCUUUUUCCUGAUGCUGUCACUCAUAGAGCUAUUCUUCAGAUUUUGUGUGAAAGAAAAAUGGUUCAUGAAGUCGAAACUGUGAUCAAAGAAAUGGAGAAAUCUGGUUUAUGUAUCGACAAACAGUCUCUUCCGGUUGUUGUUAAAAUGUAUGUAGAUGAAGGAUUAACCGAGCGUGCUAAGUUUCUAUUUGAAAAGUAUCAAAAGAAUGAUGAAUUGUCGUCAAAGACUUAUGCUGCCAUUAUCGAUGCAUAUGCCCAGAAGGGUCUUUGGGCUGAAGCUGAGUAUGUUUUUGGUUGUGAAAGAAGUUCAGUUGGACAGAAGGAUAUUGUGGAGUAUAAUGUCAUGAUUAAAGCUUAUGGGAUAGCGAAGCUUUAUGAUAAAGCUUUUUUGUUGUUCAAAGGCAUGAAAAGUCAAGGGAUUUGGCCAGAUGAAUGCACAUAUAACUCUUUAAUUCAGAUGUUUUCCGGUGGUGAUUUGGUUGAUGAAGCAAGGGAUCUUAUAGGUGAAAUGCAAGAAGCAGGUUUUCAACCCUCGUGUUUGACCUUUUCGGGUAUUAUUGCAAGUUAUGCUCGUUUAAGCAGACUUUCGGAUGCAGAUGAGAUUUAUCAAGAAAUGGUGAAAUCUGGGGUUAAACCAAAUGAGGUCGUGUUUGGUUCUUUGAUAAAUGGAUUUGCAGAAACGGGCGAUCUUGAAGAAGCUCUCAGGUAUUUCGGGAUUAUGCAAGAAUCUGGAGUAUCCCCGAAUCAAGUAGUGUUGACUUCUCUGAUCAAAGCUUACAGUAAAACCGGUAUUCUAGAAGGAGCUAGAACGAUCUAUAAAAAGAUGAAGGAAUUUCCUGGAGGUCCUGAUAUUGUGGCAUCAAACAGCAUGCUCAAUCUUUAUGCAGAUUUAGGUAUGGUUUCAGAAGCCAGAUUGAUAUUUGAUGAUUUGCAAGAACACCAUCAAGCAGAUGGGGUUUCUUUCGCAACCAUGAUGUAUGUUUAUAAGAACAUGGGCAUGCUUGAUGAAGCCAUAGAAGUUGCAGAAAAGAUGAAAGAUUCUGGUCUACUGAUCGACUGCCCUUCAUUUAACAAAGCCAUGGCUUGCUAUGCCACAACCGGCCAUCUAAUUGAGUGUGGUGAAAUGCUGCACGAAAUGGUAGUAACUCGAAAGCUCUUGCCAACCAAUGGAACUUUCAAAGUAUUAUUCACCGUGUUGAAAAAAGGCGGCAUGCCAACCGAAGGAGUGGAACAGCUCGAGUUUGCUUACCAGGAAGGUAAACCGUACGCCAAACGAGCAGUCAUAACGGCUGUAUUUUCUGCAGUAGGUUUGCAUACUUAUGCUAUGGAAUUUUUCCAAAACUCCAUACAAUAUGAGACAUGUUUGGAUCUUUUUGCUUAUAAUGUUGCAAUUUAUGUUUUUGGGCUUUUGGGGAGAAUUGAUGAUGCAUUUAAGAUGUUCAUGAAGAUGCAAGAUGAAGGUUUUGAAGCAGAUGUUGUUACUUAUAUAUAUUUGGUUGGUUGUUAUGGGAAAGCCGGUAUGCUGGAAGGCGUGAAGAGGGUAUACACGAAGCUAAAAUACGGAGAAAUCGAUCCAAAUGAGUCUUUAUUCAAAGCUGUUAUAGGAGCUUAUAAAAGUAUGAAGAGGAAUGAUCUUGCAGAACUGGUUAACCAAGAGAUGAGCUUGGCUUUUGAGAUGGAACCCUUGGCUGAUUCCGAGAAUGAAGAUGAACCAGAUGAAACCUCUGUAAGUUUAUUGAUAUGAAAUACAGAUCGGAUACGAAUUCCGAUAUUAUAUAUGAUACAUGUUGGCUGAUAGUUGAUGAAAACUAGAUGAAAAAUGUAUAAAUAUUAGUGAUGAGAUCAUGUAUAAGGAGCAUGUAUAUAUUUUCUUAUUGAAUUUUAAGAACUCGAAUUAAU